This is a messenger RNA of Gigantopelta aegis, 6246 nucleotides long. RefSeq names its product gelsolin-like protein 2. The coding region runs from base 223 to 1320 and encodes 365 amino acids. The record is from RefSeq and is a predicted model, not a curated record. Gene Ontology annotation, molecular function: actin filament binding. The transcript is spliced from 14 exons. Lineage: Eukaryota; Metazoa; Mollusca; Gastropoda; Neomphalida; Peltospiridae.
GGUGAUGCUAGGUAAAAAGUUGGGGAAUCCGGAAGCUCUUCAACACUUCGGACAGUAUUCUGCAUUUUCUUCCUUGGGAGUUGUUUGUUUUAUAUUGGGUACGAUCUUUUUGGUUACUCGACAAACGCACUGCUUAUAAUACACACGACGUUAUAUUUUCAGAUAUUUCUAUAAAUACAUUUUCCAAUCCGUGACAAUCAUCGCAGAUCCCCAUUAGUCAUCAUGCCUAGAGGUUUAGUGAAAGCCAAGAAGUAUGACUGGAAGGAUUCCAACCUUGCCUUGUUUGGUUCGGACACUGAGAAACAAGUUAAAAAGGAAUCGGCUGAGGCUGAGCCAGCGUGGCAGGGUGUGGGACAAGAGCCGGGGAUCAAGAUUUGGCGCAUUGUUAAUUUUGAAGUGGUAGAUUGGCCUGAGGAGGAGUAUGGUGAAUUCUACAAUGGAGAUUCCUACAUUGUUUUGAAGACAACAAAAGACGCAGAUUCUGAUAAGCUUCUUUAUGACGCUCACUUCUGGAUUGGCAAGAACAGCACUCAGGAUGAAUAUGGAACGGUUGCUUACAAGACUGUCGAGUUGGAUACAUUCCUUGACGAUGCUGCCAUUCAGCACCGUGAAGUUCAAGGUCAUGAAUCUUCCUUGUUUAAAUCCUACUUCAGUGGUGGCAUCACCACUAUGCAGGGAGGGGCUGACUCUGGGUUCCGUCACGUUACUCCUGAGGAAUAUGAAGCUAGACUGCUGAGAUUCAAGGGUCAGAAGAAGGAUAUUGCUGUUAGAGAGAUCCCACGAGCCCGAAGCCUGGUGAAGUCCUGUGAUGUUUACAUUCUUGAUCUCGGAGAUAUGAUCUACCAGUGGAACGGUUCUGAAUGCAACAAGGAUGAAAAGUUCAAGGCUAUGCAGUAUUUGGUGGAUCUCAAAGGCAAGAGAGGUUCUGCUGAUUCAGAAACACUUGAUGAAGAUAGCACUUCAUCUUCACACAAGUUUUAUGCUGCCCUCGAUGAAGAAGCUGAGGAAGAUGAAAGUGACGAUGAAGAUGAUGGUGACUCCAAGAAGCUUCUCAAGUACAGUGCUGAUUCCGACAGCUUUGAGACGGUGAAAGACUCGGACAUCACCAUGGAUGACUUCGCCCCAGAGGAUGUGUUUCUUCUGGACACCGAGUGGGAGGUGUUUGUCUGGGUUGGCAGUGGUGCGUCUCCAUCGGAGAAAAACAACGGAAUACCACGGGCUCACAAAUACCUGCAGGGUGAACCGAAGGCCUGGCGUCCCAUCACGGUGAUCAAAGAAGGACAGACCUCGUCAUCCUUCGCUGCAGCAGCGUCUGCCUAACCAAGUUAUCCUGAACUCGAACCACACCCAGCCUGACGAGGCUUACACUCUCCUACACAGCUGAAUUUCAGUUCACAGUUCUGACACGAAUGUUACCAACCCAUGUACAGUGCAGUGAAUUUUAUAAAGAUAUGGACUAUUUUUAUGAAUUUAAAAAAAAAAAGUAUCAGAAUAUAUGAGCAAUUUUUAUGUUUUUAUUUUUGUAUUUAUAGCUAGCACUACAAGUUGAGAAUCAAGUAGAUUGUGCAAUGUUUUUGUUUUUUGUGGCUUUCAAAAUGACUAUUUAAAUUAAUUUUUAGAUUAUUAAAUGACCAUAUGGACAAUUUUUAUGUUUUUAUUGAUUAAUUUGUAGUUAGUACUACAAGUUGAGAAGUAUUGGAUAGUGUAUUUUUUAAAUAAGUAAGUAUCGGUGGUCAGGUAAUGCAGAAAUAAUUAUGAUCAUAUUUCAAAGGUUAUAACCACACCAGUUAGACAUUUUACAGGUGUAUUCUUUCAAGUGUCUCUUAGCAACCUCUAACAAAAUUAGGCCCAAAGUACACUGAAACUGGGUCUGGCAAACACCCAUGUCUAGUUAUCUAGAUAUCUUAGUUUGUAACUGUUACCUGUUACCAAUAUAUAUUAAUUAACUGUGUCAAUUCUGAGGUGUGCUAUAUGAAUUUCAAAAACUCUAACUUUGUUUUUAGGUACAUUUUCUUAUAAAAAUACCAACAGUAAUUAUGAACAUUUUCACAAUGAUUAAUAUAAAAUACUUUUCCUGUUUAUUAAGAGAAAUGAAAAAGUAAGGCUCAAAUAUUGUGCAGCUACCGCUCUGGCAGUGUGACAGUACGUUCUGUGUCGUCUGACACAUGGUGUUUUGUCAUAUUCGAUUCAGUGUUUCAUUUUCGAUUGGUACCAUACUUAAAAGACCCAGAGCCUGCUUCGGUAUAUUUUGUUCAUUGGAGAUGGGUUAUGUUUAGUUGGAAUUUAACAAAAAAUUGUGUGGUGUGCUGGACAAUUUUUCAGAACUGAACUAAUAUUCAGCUGUUAAGCUUAGAUAAUCUGCUAAGUAUUGUCACGUGUCUGGUGCUUUAUACGUCAGUUUGAAACAAAAUCUAAUGUUUGAGUACUGGACAAAUGUUUUAGAACUGAUGAACUAAUAUUCAGCUGUUUAAGCUUAGUUAAUAUACUGUGUACUAUAGUUAUCACAUCUGGGGCCUAAUUCACUAAACUCUCACAACUUUGCGAUCUCGCAGUGCAAUGCUAAAAGACUUGCACAGAAAAGAUGCUUUGUUGUCUAGCAGAGCCUAAGAGAGCUUUGUGAAUUAGGCCCCUGGUGCUUUAUACAUCAGUGCUGUUAGCGUUACUAGUGCCUAUGUUAUGUUAAAUUAAUUAAAUGUAAAUUGCAUGUAUCUGUUGGGGUAUUAAAUAAUGAACUGUCAUGGUAUUUACUACCCAUAAUAUGUACCUGUGUACUAAUAGAGUAACAACAUUAACUGUGUUUUUUGCACGUUGAACCACAUUUGUUGUUACCAUACAUACCCUAUGUAAUUAAGAUUAUAAUUCACUCAGUAGUGAGUUCUUCCACAAGUAUUAUAAGAUUUUAUAAAUUUAAUUAAGUGUACGAAAAAAACUUUUAAAAUUCUGCUUGUAUAUAAACUGUCUAGUUUUUAUUGAGGUUGAUAUAUUUUCAUUAUUCAGUGCUAUUCUUGUUGCAAAAUUUGGUAGUUAUGUUACUAAGAAUCUGUUUGUAUUGCAGUUACGGUUUUUGUUUCAUAUGCUUCAUGUACACAUUUUUGUUAAAAACUACAUUUUGAUAUUGUUAUCCAGCUACAGAAGUUAAGACUUAAAAUCAAACCACAUGAAUGCCAAUUUAAAAACUAUGAUCAGUUUGAGUCAUGAUUCUAAGCUCAUUUAAGUUUUAAAAAGCUGGAUUGUUUUUUUUGUAUUUUUUUAUGGGAUUUUUUUACCAAGACAAUCGAUUUCAGUUUUUUAUAUUAUGGUCAGCAUUGUUUUGUUGAAAUAAAUGUGGUUAUAAUCUUACUUUAUAUACAUGUAGAGUUUGUAGCAAUUAAUUUUUGUAUGCUAUAUUUAUCAGUUUUGGUAAUUUAUAUAAUAGUUUUUUAUACAUAAUACAUGAAUAUGUCUCGGGUUAAGAAAGAUGCUUGUCCAGUUAUCUCCCUUGGAUAUUUUAGGUUUCUGAAUUAGUCAUUUUUGGUGAAUGGAUGUUGAUUUUGUACAAUUCUUUGUACUAGAGGAGUAACAUUUUUAGGCUAACAACUAUAUUUAAAAUGAAAUGUGUUCUAGUUUUAUCAGAUGCCUUCUGAAAGACGUUUGUAUUAAUUCCUGUGUCUUUAGUGGUUUUUUAACUUUUUAAACACCCUCACUAUAGUGCUUUCAAUUUUAUUGUUGUAGAUUAAAUGUAAUCUUUGUUACAAUUUUCUCUUAAAAAGUUUGUUUUGGGGUUUUUUUUACAUUUAAAAAACAUUUUAUUGUCAGAAUAAUUAUUUUUCUGUUUAUAAAGAAAACUAGUUGAUAUUUUAUAAAAUUACAAAGUUUAUCUAUAAAAUACAUUUAAGUUGUUUUGUUUUCAAUACAUAAUGUAAUGUAUGUUCUUCUAAUUUGGAACAAAAUAUAUAUCUGUAGGUGCCUUUGGAUUUUAGUAAAAAAUUUAUUGUAAUUUGUUUUUGGUUGAAUGCAUGUCAGACAUUAUACAACUGUUAUUCUGUUCAGUUUGUGUUAUGUUACUCUUAAGAUAAAUCUCUUUUAUUCUUUUGACAGAAUUUCUCUCUAUGUUUUGAUUUUAAUUUUAAAAUUUUUGUAUUGACAUUUCUUGAGUUGUAUUUUGUAAACAGUUCUUUUGUUGUUUCCUUUUCUUCAUUUUGACAGUCUUAUGAUCAAACUUUUGAUGUUACAUAUAAAAAUAUUGCAGGUUUUUUAAAUUAAUAUACUGUAAAUCAUAACAUAUUAGCGAUCUUAAAAUAUUGCGAAAUCCAAACAAGUGACAUAUAUGCAACAUAAAACUUUAGCGAGGUAGAUACAAAUGUAUUAUCGGUCAUUUAAAAAAAAAAAAAAAUUUGAUUUGUAGGAUCGGCUCAAAGAACUUUUGAUAUAUCUUAAUGUUAAGAUGCUUACAGACAAUUAAAUUUAGUAAAAUAAAAAUCAGUAAUAUGCAUGCUAACUAACUAUUGUUAUCAUUAAUAGCAUAUAACCAUUGUUUGUUCAGUUAAUCACACACAAAAAAAUACACAAACUUUUUUCAGAACAGUCUCUUGUAGAUUUCUUUAAAUUUAGUGUCAUGAAAUAUUAGUGUUUUGUAUGGACUCACUAAGUUUGCUAUUAUUUUAAGCUCGCCAACAUUUCUUGAUUUACAGUACAACAAAAAUCGGGUGCUCUUAAACCUGUUACAUUUUAUGCAAUAUUUAACAUAUUAUUAUAUAUAUUAUAUCUUUUAUACAGCAUAAUUUCAAUGUACAUAUAUGUAUUUUUCAAGCUAUGCAGUAUAAAUAUUUUUUUACAUGCUCCACUUAUGAUAAUUUGUUAAAUUUAUAUUAUUAUACAUUUAUUGUUCUGGUAACAUUAAUGUUUGUUGCAGUAUAAAAUGGUUAAGAAGUUUAGAUAGGUUUUUUAAGGUCCAAGUUUUACACUGGCCGUGUCUUAAUAAAGCCAGUUGACAUUUUUGUUCCAUUGACUUUGCAAUCUUUGUUUUGUUAUAUGUGUAGAAACAAAGAGAUAUCUUGUUAAUUUCCACCAUCCUGUCUUUUUUAUUUUAAUAAAGUUUGUCUUUUUCUAAUGCUGUAGAUAACACUUUGUUGGAAAUAACAUUUUAUAUUUAAAUGAUUCCAUUACAUUGUAUAAGAAGUAUUUUUAUUUUGAAAAAGAAAACUGAAUAUUUUACAGUAAAAUGAUAAACUAAAAAAGAGAAAUUCAAGAUAGUACUUGUAAUGUUUUCCCAAAUAGGCAUAAUAUUGUUUUUUAAAACAUGAUUUUGGAUGAAGAAUCUCAGUUUCCAACUUUUUUCAAAGUUUAGUCUUGUUGUAGUGGAUGAUGAUACAUUUAUAAUUCACAGAAAUCAUCUCCAAACAUAUCUUCCUUGAAUAAUAUUUUAAUAGAUGUAUACCAUAUUUAUUUAGCAAUGAUUUGUUAAUUUUGCAGAUUAUAUAUAGUGUGAAUAGGUUGAUAUUCUAGUCAAAAUUAAAUUUAUUAAAUCCUAACUAUGUCAAAAAAAAGAGAAGAUGUCAAGUGUAAUAAAAUGUACAUUGAAUAUUGUGUCACUGAUGGUUAAAUUAGAUAAAAUUGUUAGAAUUUAAACCAGGUGGAAUAUUUUAUAUUCUAAAACUACUACAAAAAUGUUUUUUGUAAAUAAUUUCAGUUUGUUUUGACAUAAGAAGAAAAGAAAAAGUAUUUUGGAAUUAAUAAAAUAAAAAUACUAUUUUUGUGUGCAAUUUAGAAAACAAUCAGCUCAGAAAUAAAUAACUUGGAGCAUGGUAAGAAAAUGACAUUCUCUGUCGGUCCAAAUUGAAAUUUCAGUAAAACAAAAGUCUGUUGGUGAAAAAGUCUUGAUACUGAAUAUUUAAACAAAAUAUUCUUUUGGCACAAGGUUUUUUCACAAAUUGAGAUUUGGGAUGGCAAAGAUUAUUUUUGUAAUGAUGACUGAACAUGUGACUGAUUUUUUCUUUUUUUAAAGUCAAUGAAAUGGAAGUUGUACAAUCUGAAAUACCAGUAAUGGGUCCGAUAUAUAUUUAACAUACGUACUUGUUAUACUUCAGGCUUACUGUUGAAAUAUCACAUACAAAGCUGUAGUUUAUACGGUGAUGUUUUAUAUUUCUUUUUCUUUUUUUGUGCUAGCAUUUUUAGCUCUUUUUUUUCAGAGAUCACUGCAUGACUGCCUUACACUGCAUGAACUUUUAAAAUACUUUUUGUCAAGAACCAAUAAAGUUUACAUAUCAU